AUGAGGCGGCGGCGGUGGGCACGCGCCGCCACUGCGCUGUCGUGGCUCGCCAUCGCCGUCGUGCUGCAGCUCGCCGCCGUCGCCGAGGGGAGGUCGGCGCCGUCGUUGUUGCCGCCGCCGAGGCGCGCGCACGGUGACGGACACGCACACGCCCACGCCCACGCCCACGCGCGCCCUCGCACGCACAGCGGGAGUGGGCUGCCGCCGCCGUUGACGGGUGCAACGACGACCGUGCGCCACGCUGUUGCCGCGGACGUCGGCGUCGGCGCGUCAGUCCGCUUUGACGCCGCCGCGGGCGCCGCCACCCGGUGUAAGAGCGGCGGGCGGCAAUCAGAGAGCGGCGCUGCUGCUGCUGGUGGUGGUGCGUGCGCCGACGACGAUGAUGAGAAGCGGCGCAUACCGACGGGUCCUAACCCUCUGCACAACAGAUAGAUGAUCGUGCUGUGCAACCCAACAAGAUCCAUGUCAUCUAACACCAGUGGAGAGGAGCAAUGCAAGCCAAGCCACCAGAGUUCAGGGGGGCAGCAGCAGCAACAACAGCAUGCACAGGCUUUCUUGGUAUGCACGAGCUCAUCAUCAUCUCCUAUUCCUUCUGCUCUGUUCAUCAUGGACAUGGACCAGAAGAUAGUGAUCAGUAGUAGGUGUAGUAGUUUAGUUCAGCUUCAGCAGUGAAAAUUCUUUUGGGAUGCUGUCCAUUUCCUCUUCUUUUUCGAGCUUUUUUUGUCUGCCAGCACCGGGUGUAUAUUCUGCCUCUCUAGCUUGUUCUGUCAGAAGCAAGAAUUGUUUGGUU
Molecule: messenger RNA, 790 nt
Organism: Sorghum bicolor (sorghum)
Lineage: Eukaryota; Viridiplantae; Streptophyta; Magnoliopsida; Poales; Poaceae
Exons: 1
Coding region: 1-432 (143 amino acids)
Source: RefSeq, a predicted model, not a curated record